AUGGUCACACUUUUAGGGGCUUAUGAGAAGAAUAAUGCUAGUAUGCUUCAGAUUCUUAAGUCAAGGGAUAACUCAAAGAAAAUAGGUGGUUCUGUUGUAGGCCAUAAGUAUAUACGCAGAGAUAGAAGGCAGGAUCAUGACAGAUUGUUUGCAGGUUAUUUUGCUGUAAAUCCAGUGUAUUCACCUACAAUAUUUCAGAGACGUUUUCAAAUGCGUCGUCUUUUGUAUCUGCGAAUUUUGAAUGCAAUCCAAGCACACAAUUCAUAUUUUGUUCAAAAACAAGAUGUAGCUCAUGUAGUUGGAUUAUCUCCCCUACAAAAAAUGACUUCAGCGAUGAGAAUAUUGUCAUAUGGUGUUGCAGCAGAUGCAAUUGAUGAUUACAUACAUAUCGGGGAAAGCACUGCAAUUCAAAGUUUGCAACAAUUUUGUAAUUCAGUGAUUGAAAUCUUUGGACUAGAAUAUCUGAGAUCUCCGACACCAACUGACAUUGCUAGAUUACUUGCUAUUGGGAAGCGAGAUAUGGGAUCAGGCGUAAUGAGAAGAUUGCUUGCUAUGUCAGUCACAGGUGAGAAGGCAAUGCAACUUCUGGAGAGUGGAUUGAAGGUGAAGGAAUAUAAGUUGCUGUGA
Molecule: messenger RNA, 627 nt
Organism: Camellia sinensis
Lineage: Eukaryota; Viridiplantae; Streptophyta; Magnoliopsida; Ericales; Theaceae
Source: RefSeq, a predicted model, not a curated record